Molecule: messenger RNA, 3382 nt
Organism: Punica granatum (pomegranate)
Lineage: Eukaryota; Viridiplantae; Streptophyta; Magnoliopsida; Myrtales; Lythraceae
Source: RefSeq, a predicted model, not a curated record
GGAGGAUUUGGGAUUUAUUGUGGCCGAUCAAAAUCAUCUGCUGCAUAAUGCCGAAGAGUGUGGGAGCUUGCAAGUGUAGCGGUUUCCAUCAUACCGACCGAGAUGAAUCUGAGCUUGAGUGCCCAAUAAUGGAAAAUGGAAAUCUAAGCUUGAGUUCAAGCUCGAGAAAUCGACCUUAAGGGUCCAGCAUAAGUACUAGAAUUUUUCUCAUUACCGGCCUUCGACAGAUACUCCACCAUAUCGUCUACUCUAUGCCUCUGAUGGGCGAGGAGGAUGGCCCAAAGUCUUCCCGGCUGCAGUCGGACCGCCGGGAAUGACGAUAGCUCCGGCAACUCUCCCCUGAGACAUUCCCGCCAAUUUUUGCCCCCCGGGAAAGCUGUCCCUCGCACUCUGUCUCCCCUUGACGUUUGUCCCCCGUCCGAUCUCUCUCUCUCUCUCUCUCCCCCUCUCUCCCCCUCUCUUCCGUUUUUGAUUCAUGGUGUUGUUGCUGCUCCGCUCAUGCUACGCCCAGUGCCACACCAUACUCUUCUCUCCUCACUUCAAGUCCCUCUCUCGCACCUCUAAGCCCUUCUCCCUCUCCCUCGUCCAUUUCUCCCCCAAGCGGAUCCCCAACAUGUCCUCGAAGCCCUCCGCCUUCGACCGCCUCAUGUCUGGCGCACGCGCCGUCGCCGCCGCCAAGAAGAACAAGCCCCCUCCGCCCCCUUCCCCCAAGAAGCGUAAAACCCCUGAUUCCACCACCCCACAGAACCCUAAUCCCGCUCCAUCCCCAAAUGACGUGCCGGAACCUCCUGCCCCGGGGACCAAGCAGCAAGAGCUCAAUUCUUCGUCGGAGGUUAAGAAAUCGAAACUGGUUGAGGACAAUGGUGGAAUCAAGAAAAGGCCUAGCUCGAGCUCGAGCUCGGCUUCCGAGAGGCUUGCUGAGCUGAAGUGCAAGAUACCGCUGCUGAAGAAGAAGGCGGCGGAGUUCGACUCCAAGAAGGUGGCCUGUUGGGGCGAGGGCGAGAGGGUCCCGUUCAUUUUCUUGUGCUUAGCUUUCGACCUGAUAUCGAAUGAGACUGGGCGGAUCGUGAUCACUGAUAUUGUGUGCAAUGCGCUGAGGACCGUCAUGAACACUACACCCGAUGACCUUCUUGCAAUUGUGUACUUGUUGGCCAAUAGGAUCGGACCGGCUCACGAGGGACUGGAGCUGGGAAUUGGGGAUGCCUCGAUCAUCAAGGCGCUCGCUGAGGCUUGUGGGAGGACCGAGGUGCAGAUUAAGAAGCAGUACAAGGAAUUGGGAGAUUUGGGUCUUGUUGCAAAAGCGAGUCGAUCAUCACAAUCCAUGAUGCGCAAGCCUGACCCAUUGACUGUUGCCAAGGUUUUUGAUACCUUCCGGCUCAUAGCUAAGGAGUCUGGGCAGAAUAGCCAGGAAAAGAAAAAGAACCAUAUCAAGGGACUUCUUGUUGCAGCUACUGACUGUGAACCUCAAUAUUUAAUUCGCCUACUUCAGACAAAGCUGAGGAUUGGGUUGGCUGAACAGACUCUUUUAGCUGCCCUGGGACAAGCGGCUGUAUAUGCUGAAAAACAUUCUAAGCCACCUUCAGAUAUUCAGUCUCCUUUGGAAGAGGCAGCAAAGAUUGUGAAGCAAGUUUACUCUGUUCUUCCUGUUUACGAUAAAAUAGUUCCUGCUCUUCUGAGUGAUGGUGUAUGGAAUCUUCGAAAAACAUGUACAUUCACGUUGGGUGUUCCCGUUGGCCCUAUGCUGGCGAAGCCAACAAAGGGUGUUUCAGAAAUUCUUAGCAAGUUCCAAAACACGGUGUACACUUGUGAAUACAAGUAUGACGGAGAGAGGGCACAGAUUCAUUACAUGGAGAAUGGCAUGGUUGAGAUCUAUAGUAGAAAUGCUGAACGGAAUACUGCUAAAUUCCCGGACGUUGUGGCUGCAAUACCGAGGUUAAAGAAGGACUGUGUUAAAUCAUUUGUUCUAGAUUGUGAGCUCGUUGCUUAUGAUCGUGAUAGAAAGAAGAUCUUGCCCUUCCAGACACUUAUCACGAGAGCACGAAAAAAUGUGGUUAUGAGUGAAAUCAAGGUGGAUGUUUGCAUAUAUGCCUUUGAUAUGCUCUAUCUCAAUGGAAAGCCACUUAUUCAGGAAGAACUCAAAGUGCGCAGGGAGCAUCUUUAUGAAUCAUUUGAGGAAGAACCCGGAUAUUUUCAGUUUGCAACUGCAAUUACGUCUAAUGACAUAGAGGAAAUCCAAACAUUUCUUGAAGCUGCGGUGAAUGCUAGUUGUGAAGGCUUGAUCGUCAAAACAUUGGACAGAGAUGCUACAUAUGAGCCUUCCAAGCGGUCACUAAACUGGCUAAAGUUGAAGAAGGAUUACAUGGACACUAUUGGUGAUUCUGUGGAUUUGGUACCGAUAGCUGCUUUUCAUGGCCGGGGGAAACGUACUGGUGUAUAUGGUGCAUUUCUCCUUGCUUGUUAUGAUGGAGACAAGGAAGAAUUUCAAAGCAUCUGCAAAAUUGGCACUGGUUUCUCUGAAGCAAUGCUUGAAGAAAGAUCUGCCAGUCUUCGCUCCAAAGUUAUCCCAAAGCCAAAGCCAUACUUUCGUUAUUCAGAUACACUCAACCCAGAUGUGUGGUUCGAACCCACUGAGGUUUGGGAGGUGAAAGCCGCAGAUUUAACUAUCAGCCCUGUUCAUCGUGCUGCAGUAGGCAUUGCAGAUGCUGAUAAGGGUAUCUCUCUCCGCUUUCCGCGCCUGCUUCGUGUCCGGGAAGACAAAGCGCCAGAGCAGGCAACAUCUUCAGAACAAAUUGCAGAAUUGUAUAAUGCUCAAAAGCACAACCACCAGAAUAAUCAAGAUGAUAAUGAAGAGGAAUGAAAGACAAGGCCAUCCCUUGUGUAACUGGACAUAUAAUAGUCCAAGGAAGCUCAGUAAAAAUGUUGGCUCAUGAAGAGUCCAUGAUUGAUCCAAGCUUGUAGCCUCAGGCCACGCAUUCAAUGUGUCAGUGUACGCAUGGCACCUCUUGAGUAAUGUUGGAAUCGAAGUUGAAGGUUGCCUCUACUUAUCGAUGUAGGCAUGCCUCUGUUUGCCGAAUCUGUGCUGUCUAGAUUACUACUGAGAUAUGAACUGAUUCAUGAGCUCCCUUAUUUUCAGGAACUUCAAGCUCAUGAAAUCUUUUUCUGCUUGGAGGAGACUAGUAUUCUGUUGUCUGUGCUUGAAAACAGCUCUCUUUUCAGUGAAAAUCUGUGUUUCAUAGUGGCCAUUUUUGGUCUAUUUUCCUUUAUGUUGAAGGGACGAGCCAGAAACACUGUUGUGGUUUACAUCGGUAUGUAGUCUUGGGAUGGAAGGCAGAUAUGGAACCACUAGCUUUUUAAUAAAUUAUGCGACGGUUUCUUGUGUGAA